AUGAAUGUAAAUGGCUUUCAAAAUCUUCAGAAGCAUGUCAGGCAAGUCUUAAAAUCGAUUUUUAUCAAUUUUGUUCAUCUUUUUUAGUAAUUUUAUCCGGAACUCUCGAAAAACAGCAUGUGGACCAAAGGGAGUCGACAAUAUUUCGGUCGCAGCUGCUACAAUGAUGGAACUACACUGCAAAAAAGAGUUCCGUAAGUCUUUUACUCCUUAUUUGAUUGAGAUUUAGGUAAAACAGGGCUUAUUGACUUCGGUUUAUAUUAUUUGCAUUUCAAUUUCAGAUCUUGUGGACAAGUGUUGUGUUGAACAUGAUAAUUGCUAUAAUUGUGGAGGCAAAUCGCAACGGCAGUGCGACCAGAAGUUUAAACAAUGUCUAAUUGUAAGUUGAAAAGCCUUUACGAACCCGUUUUAUCAAUGUUCUUCAAAAUCCGAGCCAUUUUCCUUCAGCUGUCUGGUACAAUAUAAUUUUUCUUCCAGAAAGCCAGCGGUAACAAUCAACUCUGUACCUCUGUUGGCGAAAUGUUCAGCACGGCCGUGGAGAAGUUCGGAAAAGCAUUUUUUAAAACCAACUGCGAGCUUUAA
This is a messenger RNA of Bursaphelenchus xylophilus (pine wood nematode), 582 nucleotides long. The record is from the annotation of a GenBank genome assembly. Lineage: Eukaryota; Metazoa; Nematoda; Chromadorea; Rhabditida; Aphelenchoididae.